Molecule: messenger RNA, 1148 nt
Organism: Owenia fusiformis
Lineage: Eukaryota; Metazoa; Annelida; Polychaeta; Sabellida; Oweniidae
Source: the annotation of a GenBank genome assembly
AUUAUAAGUAAUUUAGCAACAGGCCUCAUUCCUACAAAAUUCUGCAAGAGACCAAGGAUUUACAGCUGAUUUGAGCCAAAGACAAAAAAAGAAAUCAAAAUGAAAUCUUUUACUGUUUGCAUAGCUUUGGCUCUUCUCAUAGCAGUUACAAAUGCCAAUUACUUUGGCAAACGAGGAAAUGAGAAAAUCGACCUGAAAGACAUCAUUCAAAGUAGAAUGGAGCAGAUUGACAGUCUCAGGCAAGAGAAUAUGGAAGCAGUACUAAAUGAUAUGGAGAACCUCAUUGCAAUGUGGCGUGCAAAGAUCCAAGCUGUCACCAAGGAGAAGUAAAUUCUUGGAACUAGGCUACCCUACAUGGUGGUCAAGCAAAAGAUGGGUGAUAUUUUUACAAAAACAGUUCCCAAACAUUCCGAAAGUCUCAAAAGCAGAAAAACAACUGGAGAAAAUGAGGUUCACUCCCAAUUUUGACAAUUUUGGCAUAUACCAAAUUUUUAGACUUGCCCAUAAUUCAGACAAUAGUUUACUAGAAGAUGAUAGAAAAAAGAUUUAUGCAAAGUAUACACUAUACAGUGUACAAAGCCACCUCAAGUUUCUUUUAAAAAUGUUGCUAGGUAAAUCAAAUUGUGUUUUAUCUACACAGGGUAUCAAUACAGAAAUUAAUAUCUAUAAAAUAAAAAAUUGCUUAGUUGUCAUAAUUACAUUCUAUUGGUGGCUUAGUUACGGUAAAUUUUGAAAUUAUCUGUUACACCAAUCAAAAAGAAAUUCUUUUGUUAAUACAAUAAAAGAGUUUGGACUUGAAAUGAUCUGAUGUAUUGUUAAAGUAUAUACAUGUACAUGUGUACUUCUGUUAAUAAACACUCCAUUUGUAAAUAUAUUAUGUUUGCUGGUAAAUCUAUUAUUUAAUUGCAAUAGCUAAAACAGUCCAAAAAUGCACAACAAUCAUCCACAAUACUCUAUGUGUUAUCUUCAAUAUGCAUUUGUCCCAAUUUUCUGCAAAUUAAACGAUGAAUUCUCCACAUGAGAUAAGUGUUCUAAAAAUAUGGUGACAUUGACACCAUCAUGAAUUUACUGCCAUUUAGUGAGAUUUUCAAAAUAAAACAUCUCUUUUUUGGACUAUUCCGAAGAUAUCAUGGACGUAGCCAGGGGGA